AUGGAAACGAACCGAGCGGCCGACGACGAAUCCUUCGGCAUCGUAGUCUAUGGCCUCGACUUCCUCGCGCGCUUCAGCCCAAUCACGGGGCCUCUCAAGGAGCACUUUGCUGAUGGCUCCUACCAAUGGCGCCCUCUGCGCUCCUACCUCCGCUCCGAUCUGGAGAGAGUUGUUGAAUCUGACGACUGGAACACCAUCUGCCCGCAUCGUAUCGGUUACGGCAACGACUACGGCGAGGACGACGGGGACGAGCUCAUCCUCCUCUUUACUGUCCGGCCCGAGUCUACAACGGCUACGCGCGCUGCUGAGAUUGUCCGGCAGGCGCGUCUGGUGCUUGGAAGUCAUGAUGUGCGACUAAGCAACAUGGCCGUAGAAGUUGCUGAGGCCGACAUCCAGCCCGCUACGUCCAACUUUCUCCGUCGGCCCCCGUUCGGACUAGGCCAGGGCUAUGAUGAUACAUACUGCGAGAAUCCACCCCCGGACGCUAGCAUCGGAAUCGAUGGCUGCGCCAGCUCGGGCAGUGUUGGCGCCUACGUCCGCAUUACCUUCCAGGACGGCUGUAUCGACCACUUUGCCUGGACAAACCAUCAUGUCCUCAGCCAGAGCGCAGAUGUCAUCCCUCCUACCGGACAGGGCCUCAUCGUAAAUUGCCCUUCCGACCCAGAUCAUAAAUCCUUCUGUGAGAUGUUCCGCAUCUUCCAAAGCGAAGGCCUUAGCCAACACAACGUUAUCCAACCAGCCAGCCAACUAGUGAAGGAAUGUUGCGAUUUCGACCGCAUGUUCGGCAGCGUCUUUUGUAGCUCGGGAUUGCGAUGUGGCAGCGACAACUAUAUCAUGGACUGGGCCCUCAUCAAGCUCGCCAACCAACGCUUUCCCUCUUUCCAGCAUCUGACAAAUAUACCAUCCGAGAAUGUAUUCCUGCAAUACGUCAAAGCGUCAUAA
Messenger RNA from Phialemonium atrogriseum, 942 nucleotides. RefSeq lists its product as uncharacterized. NCBI's taxonomy places the organism in Eukaryota, Fungi, Ascomycota, Sordariomycetes, Cephalothecales, Cephalothecaceae. The transcript is spliced from 5 exons. The record is from RefSeq and is a predicted model, not a curated record. Bases 1 to 942 code for a protein of 313 amino acids.